UCAAACCAUUGCGCAUGGCGCGAACUGUGUAUCGGUGCAUGUGCACAUAACCUCUCUGUGUACCCGUUUCUCAGUAUUGAAUUUCUGUUAUGCUUUAUAACAAAAGUGAUAAUAAAUAUUUAAUGUUGCAUACAAGAGUUAUUAGAAGAUAUGGCCGGUUUGGAUUUAAUACAAACAUACUCUUCCGAUUCGGACGAAGAUGAGAAGAGCAGAGAUGAUCAUAAAAUUGUAAACAAGUUAGCUUUACCUGCAAGUAUUUUAUCAUGGAAAGGAGUUGAAUAUAACGAAGAAGUGAUUGAUAAUCCACUCGAUCAUGAUGGACGUAUACGAAGCUUUAAACAUGAGCGUGGUAAUUGGGCAACUUUGAUUUACAUAAAUUACAUACCCAACGAUUGUCUUCACAUUUGGAUAGAUUCUGUGAUAAGUAAAUUGCCUGUCAAAGGCAGUAUCAUUUCUAGUCUUCACAUUAGUCUCAGCCGUACUUUGAUUUUAAAGUUCCAUUGGAUUGAAUCAUUCGUAGAGGGCAUAAAACAGUCGUGUCAUAGAUUCAAUAAAUUUGUCGUACAACUUACGAAUAUAAAGGUGUACUGUAAUGAAGAGAAAACUCGUACAUUCCUUGGUAUUUAUUGUCAAGAUGAGGAUGGAAUGUUAAAGUGCCUGACGGAAGCCCUUGAUAAUGUAUUAGCUGAAUAUCAAUUGCCAUCAUUUUAUAAGGAUACUUCAUAUCACAUCAGCUUCUUUUCGUGCCUUGGAGACAAGCGAGCCUACUUAAAAGAAAUUCUACCAUCUCUCACUAACAGUUUAAACAAAUUUUUAAUGGAAAACAUGGAAGAUGGUUAUGUGCAUGUCAAUGACAUACAAUGCAAAAUUGGCAAUAAAUGUUAUAGUUUUGAAUUAAAAUAAAAAAUUGAACAAUUUAUAAGGCAUAAAA
Molecule: messenger RNA, 931 nt
Organism: Monomorium pharaonis (pharaoh ant)
Lineage: Eukaryota; Metazoa; Arthropoda; Insecta; Hymenoptera; Formicidae
Product: U6 snRNA phosphodiesterase
Exons: 4
Coding region: 151-903 (250 amino acids)
Biological process (GO): U6 snRNA 3'-end processing
Cellular component (GO): nucleus
Molecular function (GO): 3'-5'-RNA exonuclease activity
Source: RefSeq, a predicted model, not a curated record